AUGACUUACACAACUGUCUUCAAACUAAAGUAUCGAAAGUCUCUUGGUUCAUCCAUAGUGAAAUUCCCAGUUUUAGUUGAAGUUGUAUGCAAACCGUAUGAACGUGGUGUGUCCGUCGAGAAUAGUUGUGCACCAGAAACUUUUUAUAAGUUUAGAUCCCAUAUACAUGUUCGAGUUGACUACCGACCGUACACAUAUCCAUGUGACUUACCUCAAUACGUCGCAUUACGGAACUCUUCUGUACAGUUGCCUAAUAGACAAACAAAUACAUUUCUUAAUGUUGGUGAUAUUCUGUUUUAUUGUGGGCUUGCUUUCAGUAUGAAGGGUUCAUUUGAUUUGGAGAGCCGUUGCUUCAAGAUUAGUAAAUUACCUGAAAGAACAUGGUCUGACAUGGGACCAUAUGUUGAACAGAUUAUAGCCUAUACCAAACCACUUGGUGCAUUGUUUGGAAUGGGAUCCAAUAGUGCAGGGGUAGUGAUGAGUAAGGAUUUUGGAACGACAUGGAUUUCAAUCAACUCGUUCGCGUUUCGAUAUGCUUUGAAUACUUCGACAGAAGUCAUUACUGCAAGUACGAUACCAUGGAUGUCAGUGACAGGACCUAUUAAUAGUACAAUUUCUGAUUCAUUAUGCAAGAUGCGGGUGGCUGGACAGUGGAAUGUUUGCAUCAACGAAAUCUAUGCAAAUCAAAUUUUGUUGGCCAACUGGACUGACACUUGCCCAAACAGCAAGCCUUUUUAG
Molecule: messenger RNA, 738 nt
Organism: Schistosoma turkestanicum
Lineage: Eukaryota; Metazoa; Platyhelminthes; Trematoda; Strigeidida; Schistosomatidae
Source: the annotation of a GenBank genome assembly